Molecule: messenger RNA, 420 nt
Organism: Thlaspi arvense
Lineage: Eukaryota; Viridiplantae; Streptophyta; Magnoliopsida; Brassicales; Brassicaceae
Source: the annotation of a GenBank genome assembly
AUGGCGGCGAUCGAGAGUCAGUUAAGAUUUAAGAUAAUCACAGGUGUGGCUCGAGGUCUUCUUUAUCUCCAUGAAGAUUCUCGUUUCAAAGUUAUUCAUAGGGAUCUUAAAGCAAGCAAUGUUCUAUUGGACGAUGCAAUGAAUCCGAAAAUUGCUGAUUUUGGAUUGGCCAAGUUGUUUGAUACAGACCAACCAAGUUCGACUAGGUUUACAGACAGAGUUGCAGGAACCUACGGUUACAUGGCUCCAGGAUAUGCAAUGAGCGGUUACAUGGCUCCAGAACACAUUGGUUUGUUAUGUGUUCAAGAGAAAGCAGAGAGUAGACCAACAAUGGCUUCUGUUGUUGUAAUGUUCAAUGCAACCUUCGCAACCGGCUUUAUACCUAGGAGAUGGAGAAUCAAGAGGCAACCACAUAGGUAG